AGAAAAUAAAUCACUUCUUGUCAAAAAUGACAAGAUUCCACCAAAUGGAAAGUAAUGGCGAGCAGAUAAAAACGUUUGUUUUCGGCAAUAAAUCCAAGCAGAACUCGGCGGAAGCAAGCGAAUCGUUGCAAAUUCUGAUCCCGGAGUUGCUGCUGCCCGGAUAUUCUUUCUACACCUGGCCAUCUGCCCAAGUAUUGGCGUGGUUUCUUUGGGAGCGACGAUUAUCCCUGCCGAACAAACGUGUGCUGGAGCUGGGAGCUGGAACUUCGCUUCCCGGAAUACUGGCAGCCAAGUGCGGUGCUCACGUAACACUAAGCGAUUGCGGUACACUUCCGAAGACCAUCCAGCACAUGCAAAGGUGCUGCCGGCUGAACAGCCUUACGCCCGGAAAGGACAUAGAAGUUGUGGGAUUGACGUGGGGAUUGUUCCUGGACCAGAUCUUCCAGCUGGGCCCGAUAGAUUACAUCAUCGGAUCGGACAUUUUCUACGAUCCUUCGGUUUUCGAGGAUAUCCUUGUGACGGUUUCGUUCCUGCUGGAAGCCAAUCCCCAGGCAAGGUUUCUUUUCGCCUAUCAGGAACGAAGCUCGGACUGGUGCAUCGAAACCCUGCUGAAAAAGUGGGGACUGCAGUGCAACAUUGUGAGUUUGGAAAAUCUGGGGUCUGAACUGGGAAUCGAUCCGCAGGAAUUGAUGGGCAGCCAUACCAUACAUUUGCUAGAAGUAACGAGAAGAUAACGAUUGAACAAGUUACAAGCUUACAAGUUUAGGAGUAUAUUCAUUUAUCAAUAAUUUAAUUUAAUAAGGGUAAAGUAGCUCAAAACCAUGUCUUCCUCAGGGGUCAAUGCCCUUGCUCGCGGCGUUCAGAAACUAUUUGUCGGCAAUCUGCCGUGGACGAUCAGCACAAAGGAGCUUCAAGUCUAUUUUUCAAAGUACGGACAUGUCCAGUCGUCGAAUGUGAUCUACGACAAGACGACUGGGCUGAGCCGUGGGUAUGGGUUUGUAGUGUUCAGUACCAGAGAUGGGUACAGCAAUGCCACGAACAAAUCCUAUCACUCGCUGGAGGGACGAGUACUGGAUGUUCAACCGGCAUCUUCGUGAGAUGGUUCAAUAGAUUGGUAGCAUAAUUAGAUGUAGCAAUAAAUCAAUCAGAAGUAA
This is a messenger RNA of Aedes aegypti (yellow fever mosquito), 1154 nucleotides long. Its product is annotated as methyltransferase-like protein 23. NCBI's taxonomy places the organism in Eukaryota, Metazoa, Arthropoda, Insecta, Diptera, Culicidae. The transcript is spliced from 2 exons. The coding region runs from base 27 to 734 and encodes 235 amino acids. The record is from RefSeq and is a predicted model, not a curated record. Gene Ontology annotation, cellular component: nucleus; cytoplasm.